UGAUGGAGGUCUGCAAUGUCAGGACUGUCUCCCACACAGCAGGGGGCGCUACAGAGGAACGCGUCCAAACCAGUGUUCACCUUCCACCCGGCGGCUCUCCAACAGGGACACACAUGUUACAGAGCACAGAUGGAUGUUUUCAUCAAGCGCAGCGCAUCACAGAUGGAAGUCAACACCGAGAAGACCAGCUCUCCAGAGCUGCUUUCGUGCGGCCACGGAGGAGGUAUUCAUGACAAAUUGCUGCUCAAACCGAAGCUCAGCAGCUCGUUGCAGACCGAGAAGCUUCCGAGGAGCAGCGUGUUGGGACGCCUUCAGAAUUUCCUGCCCCAGAUGGCCGCAGCCAACGACAAGUUGAUGGUGCAGAUCCAGGAUUCUCCCGCCGGACAGUUCGACAUAGAGCAAGUGGAGGAGGCGGAGCGGGUCAUAGAGAUGGACGUCGCCUUAGUGGAGCUCAGUGGAUCUGAGGAUGAGGAGGAGGAGUCAUCGGAGGAGGAAGAAGAGGAGGACUCUGAUGAGGAGCAGGAGGUGAACCUCAAACUCCCCAGUGACGGCAGCAGGAAGAAGAGAGCCAACAUCCAAGUCCUGGAGACGAAGGCGCAGUAGGAAGGGGCGUCAACAGACUCUUUAAAGAGAAGCUCUCUGAGACGCCUGCCCAUUGGGCCUCAGGAAGGUCACAUGGGACACGUCCGGACCAAUGAGAAGCCUUCAAUCUUCUACGGUGUUUAGUGUCGUUGUAAAGGUUAUCAGGCGGUUAUAAAUGCGAAACGACCACAAGAGGGCGUGUCCAUCCACCUAGAUGUGUGCUGGACAGAAGAUGCUAUCUUCUGUUCGGUCACCACAGGCUAUUGUCAGACUUGAAGCACCAAUCGCCUCUAGUGCUGGGAGAUGUCCCUCGAUAUAGUCUGAGUUUGAGUGAGAUCACUAGAUCAGUUGUAAUAAUCUUACUUUGAGCAGGAGCUGGAACAUCUGGGGUUUGCAAUCUCACCCCACAUUGUUCUUGUAAUUUAUCCGUUACAUUCAGGUCCAAUGUCCACGAUAUAAUUCUGAUUUGUGCUGUAAAUAUGUCUGCUGUAGGUCAAGAUAUAGAAUUUUGCUACUGAAACUUUAUCGUUUUUGUAAAAAGUCAAUGUCCCAAAAAAUGUUUUAUAUUGAUAAUUUGCAGACUUGACUGAUUUAUGAGAAGUAAAAUCACAACUUUUUACCAAACCCAGAUCCCUUUAAUGACCGAGGACACUUUAUUGAGGCGCCUUUCCAUGCGCACAGAAUAGAAAACUGUUCCUUCAUUGUUUAAUACUAUUUCAACCGGCCGUCAAGCGUUAGUCGUACACACACACAACAGAUUCUCUGCAUUUCCUAGCCCUUAGUGUCUUUAGUGAAGACCGAUUCAAUAGAAAAACUAUUUCAUAUGGUAGUGCUCAAUGUUAUUUUUUUCUAGUCAAUCUACUGUAAAGAGUCUCAAAAGAUACCAUAGUUGUAUAUACCAUUGCUAACUGAAAGCGCUUUCAAAAUAUAUAAAAUAGAUAUUUUAUGAAUGUUUUUGCUAAACUAUUUACAAUAAACCAUCCAUUUGACAGAGUUGCGAAUGACUUGCGUUAACGUUUAAGACUCAUAAGGGCAGAGAUGUUGUGAUGUCUGAGAUCUGUGGAAGAAACUCGUGAAGACACACUGAUAUGAAAAGCUUUGAUCUCCUUCCAGGGUCUCAUCUUAAAGUUGGCAAUAGUUUCACAAUAAGGAUUUGGCUUAAAGGUAAUUAUAUUAUUCUUAAACGUCUUGGAGGUCUACAAUGGAUUAACAAUUUGCUCUUUGAGGUCGGUCAGUACGUUCACACUUUAAACGGAUCAGUCGUCAUGAUUUUGUUAUUUCUCUCUCUCGCCAUCUUGUGUGUGUGUGGCUGUCAAGGAGAUGAAGCAUCUGGUCUCGCUGUUUAAAACUAAUAGUCAGGACGUGGGUUGGAAAGAACUGAAAACGUGAAGAUAAAUACUGAACAGAGUUUGAAGGGAGGCCGGAUCACCUCUGCCCCAGAGCAGAGCGCCUUGCCUCGGUUCUGGUAGAUAUAGAAGCUGUUUUCGUGGUGUUGCGGUGGGAUGCACGUUUCUGCUGGGAAACGUUAGGCACGUGGUCCAGGGCUGGAGAAGAGGGGUCCUAACUAUCCUCCCCAGGCGCCCCGGUCCCUUAUUGGGGUAACGCCGUCGGGUGGUGUGGGUUACAUCCCCUGUUUACGGGGGUGGGUUACACCACCCGAGCAGGCAGAAGAGUCCAGUUCCAAAACUUGAGUUGAGUCCAAGGAGAGGAGGUUUGCUCUCUCAGUAUUCCACGGUGACCGCCUUGGUCCUCAGGUAUUCUGACAGAGCAUCCUCCCCUGUAACCAACAUAAGCGAGGAUCACUUUUGAGUUAAUAAUACUAAUUCAGAGCUUUGAUAAUCCGCUCGUAUCAGGACACUGACACAAACGGACGCCUGAUCACAGUUGGCAAUUUACCACCACAUAAGUGUCUUAACAUUAAACCCUAAAGAGUUGAUCUCUCUGCCGAGCAUUAAUAUAUACAGACUGUGGACAAAAAGCUGACAAGCUUUUUGGGAUAUUUCAAUCUUCAUUGAAAUAUCCCACAUUGAGGACUUUAUGAAUCUAGAGGGAAAUGAUAACCAUCUGUCCAAGUUUAUCUGCUCAAGAUAGAACUAUUAUACCAAGGAGAAGCCUAUAAAUAAAUAGAUUAUGAAUAAUCAAGUAUGGCAAUAAAAUACAAAGAUGUUAAAAGGUGACAUAUUAUACCACCAGGUGUGAGUGUGAUUAGCCAUUACAAGCCGUUUUGAAAAUCUUCCGCUUGUCAUCCUGCUUGUAAUGGCUACUCAC
Molecule: messenger RNA, 2850 nt
Organism: Gadus chalcogrammus (walleye pollock)
Lineage: Eukaryota; Metazoa; Chordata; Actinopteri; Gadiformes; Gadidae
Gene: nopchap1
Product: NOP protein chaperone 1
Exons: 4
Coding region: 16-603 (195 amino acids)
Biological process (GO): box C/D snoRNP assembly
Molecular function (GO): box C/D methylation guide snoRNP complex binding
Source: RefSeq, a predicted model, not a curated record